AUGGCUUUAGAUUUUUCAGCCACGUACAAGUUAUUGGUGUUAGGCGAUUCUAAUGUUGGCAAAACGUGCAUUGUGCAUAGAUACUGUGACGAAAGAUAUUACGAUAUUUAUAUUUCGACAAUAGGUAUAGAUUUCAAGCAGAAAAUAAUUAAUUUGGACGGAGUACCCAUUAAACUACAAAUAUGGGAUACAGCGGGGCAAGAGAGAUUCAGGACCCUCACAACUGCGUAUUACAGAGGCGCAAUGGGAAUCAUUCUCAUGUACGAUAUAACUAACUUGGAGUCCUUCAACCAUCUUUCUUACUGGCUGAGAAAUAUUCAAGAAUACGCCUCGCCCGAUGUGAUCAAAGUCCUCGUAGGAAAUAAAUGUGACGUACAUGAAAACCACAGAGCUGUGCCAAGAGAAAGGGGACAGAAGAUAGCCGACGAUUUUGAUAUGCCAUUUUUUGAAGUAUCCUGCAAGAACAACGUUAAUAUAGAAGAAGCGUUCCUUACUUUAGCACGAAAAAUAAGGGAAUACAGAGAUUCUAAGGCGGAUGCUUUUGAGUUAAAAGAAAGAGACAACGUUAUCAACCCUUCAGAAUCUGAAACAGAUGAAUCGAAAUGCAGCUGUUAA
This is a messenger RNA of Leptosia nina, 615 nucleotides long. The record is from the annotation of a GenBank genome assembly. NCBI's taxonomy places the organism in Eukaryota, Metazoa, Arthropoda, Insecta, Lepidoptera, Pieridae.